AUGAGGCAGAAAAUGCAUUACUGGAAACAUUUGUCUCACAUUGGAUCUCGCAUGCUGGUCGCUCGCGUCUUACUCCUGCUGUUGGCAACAGCAGCGGCACUAGCACCAGCUUUCCAAGUAGAGGCAGCAGGAGCAGAAAGAGCCGAGGAGGAACACCCACGGGACGAGAGUGUCGAGCCUACUAUAGUAUGGCCCUCAGAUGUACACUUACAGGUGCCCUCUUCGCCCUCAAUUCGACGAACGCCUUCCGUUACGCCUGUUUUGGCCGCUGCUCUGUUGCUUUCUCUGGCAGUGGCGGUAGCCUCAGGAGCAGCAUUUUAUUUCUUGAAGAAGCCUUUGGCACCCGAGCCACUCCGCCCUCCUUUACCUCUAGAGGAUGAGGAGGCUCUUAGAGCCAAAGCGUCUCGAGUGCAGCUGCCGGAAGGCGUGGAUAAGACCUCUGCCGGUCGAUUGUUUGGAGCGUUUUUGGAUUUGAACGACGUGGAGAGCAAGCCUAACGCGGUCUUAUCGCCAUUGUCGAUUCUCUCAGUGUUGUCCAUUGCCGCAGAGGGGGCGUCCGGGCCUGACGCACAAGCGGUGCGCGAUUUGCUCUCAGAUCCCACAGUGUACAGACUUCCUGAAGCGCUAGAAGGCUGGCCACAUGCAGAACGGUUGAAGAGUAUAAAGCAAUAUUUGAAGGACGAGGCUCCUGUCAUUGAUAUGCUUGCCGAGGUAUAUGUGGAUAAGGGUCUGGAAGGCGCUCCCGGACUUGAUGCAUUCACGCAGCGUAUCAACAUGCUCCUAGGAUAUCCAGCCCUUCAGACUGUGCCAUUCACUGAAGAGCAAGCGGAUUUGCUGAACGAAAGGGUCUCCAAACUCACUAGGGGAAAGUUGACCGAACUCUUACCCGCCUCCGCUAUUACUCAGUCGCGUCUCCUACUUUUGAACGCCGUGUAUUUUAAAGCUGGGUGGCGUACCCCCUUCGCACCUGAAGACACAAAGAAAGACAUUUUUAAAGCCCUCACCAAAGAUGGUGUAAAAGAAAAGCAGACAGACUUCAUGCAUGGGAUGUUGGAGGCCGGAUCGUAUCGUAAGUGCACAGUGGGCUCGGUGCAAGUUCUGGAGUUGCCCUACAACUACCCUGGGGCGUCAAUGUAUAUUUACGUCCCGUCUGACAUUAAGGAAUUUGAGGUUCAAUUGCGUGAGGAUCCUUCUCUUCUCUCUAACCUCGUUGACCAAUCCAGAGGGGCCGAUGGUGCGCAGUCUAGCGAGGGUUUAUCUUCCGCAUCGCUGGAACUUGCUCUUCCCAAGUUUCACCUAGAGGCUGGUGCGAAUAAGACGGAAGUUCUUAAGGUGCUGCGUAAGCUGGGUAUAACCUCCUUUCUGGAGCAACCAGGCACCGUCGAUGGAAUAGCGGAGGGCGUAGGACUGCGUGUUCAAGCAAUUCAACAUCAAGCGGACCUGCAGGUUGACGAGGAGGGGACCGAGGCUGCAGCCGCGACCUUCGCAACGGUGCCAGAUGGCCCCAUGCCUCGUGUUGAAUCUACUAGCAUGAAAAUUGAUACGUCCUUUCUUUUCGAGAUAAGGUUGCAACAGGGAACGGAGGCAGCGCAUGACCUGGUCCUCUUUGCCGGAAGAUUCGCCGACCCAGACGCUGAGUGA
Molecule: messenger RNA, 1641 nt
Organism: Cyclospora cayetanensis
Lineage: Eukaryota; Apicomplexa; Conoidasida; Eucoccidiorida; Eimeriidae
Product: serine protease inhibitor 42Dd
Exons: 1
Coding region: 1-1641 (546 amino acids)
Molecular function (GO): serine-type endopeptidase inhibitor activity
Source: RefSeq, a predicted model, not a curated record